Lynx canadensis (Canada lynx) is the source of this 1583-nucleotide messenger RNA. RefSeq names its product cholinergic receptor nicotinic alpha 2 subunit (gene CHRNA2). The transcript is spliced from 6 exons. Gene Ontology annotation, biological process: monoatomic ion transmembrane transport; regulation of membrane potential; signal transduction. Gene Ontology annotation, molecular function: transmembrane signaling receptor activity; acetylcholine-gated monoatomic cation-selective channel activity. Gene Ontology annotation, cellular component: synapse; postsynaptic membrane; neuron projection. Lineage: Eukaryota; Metazoa; Chordata; Mammalia; Carnivora; Felidae. The record is from RefSeq and is a predicted model, not a curated record. Bases 27 to 1583 code for a protein of 518 amino acids.
CAAAGCCCUGGCCUGCCCUCCUUCUGAUGUCCAGGGGAAACCAGACCCCAUCCUCUGAAGCCAUGGGCCCUUCCCGCUCUGCAGUCCUGUCCGCGAUGAGGCUCGGUCUGUGGUGGCUCCUUCUGAGCCCAGCAGGGUCAGCACAGCGAGCCUCCCAUACCCAAGCCGAGGACCGACUCUUCAAACACCUCUUUAGGGGCUACAACCGCUGGGCACGGCCAGUGCCCAACACCUCAGAUGUGGUGAUCGUGCGCUUUGGGCUGUCCAUUGCCCAGCUCAUCGAUGUGGAUGAGAAGAACCAAAUGAUGACCACCAACGUCUGGCUAAAGCAGGAGUGGAAUGAUUACAAGCUGCACUGGAACCCGGCCGAUUUCGGCAACAUCACAUCCCUCCGGGUCCCUUCCGAGAUGAUCUGGAUCCCUGACAUUGUCCUCUACAACAAUGCAGAUGGGGAGUUUGCGGUGACCCACAUGACCAAGGCUCACCUCUUCUCCACGGGCACUGUGCACUGGGUGCCCCCGGCCAUCUACAAGAGCUCCUGCAGCAUCGACGUCACCUUCUUCCCCUUCGACCAGCAGAACUGCAAGAUGAAGUUUGGCUCCUGGACGUACGACAAGGCCAAGAUCGACCUGGAGCAGACAGAGCAGACGGUGGACCUGAAGGACUACUGGGAGAGCGGCGAGUGGGCCAUCAUCAAUGCCACGGGCACCUACAACACCAAGAAGUACGACUGCUGCGCCGAGAUCUACCCCGACGUCACCUACUACUUCGUCAUCCGGCGCCUGCCCCUCUUCUACACCAUCAACCUCAUCAUCCCCUGCCUGCUCAUCUCCUGCCUCACGGUGCUUGUCUUCUACCUGCCCUCCGACUGUGGCGAGAAGAUCACGCUCUGCAUCUCCGUGCUGCUCUCGCUCACCGUCUUCCUCCUGCUCAUCACGGACAUCAUCCCCUCCACCUCCCUGGUCAUCCCGCUCAUCGGCGAGUACCUGCUCUUCACCAUGAUCUUCGUCACGCUCUCCAUCGUCAUCACGGUCUUUGUACUAAAUGUCCACCACCGCUCCCCCCGCACCCACACUAUGCCCCACUGGGUGCGGGUGGCCUUUCUGGGCUGUGUGCCCCGGUGGCUUCUGAUGAACCGGCCUGUGCCCCCCCUGGAGCCCCGUGACCCCCCAGAUCUGAAGCCCAGCUCCUCUCAUUACUGGCUGGAGACCAACGUGGAUGCGGAGGAGAGAGAGGAGGAAAAGGAGGAGGAAGACAGAUGGGGGUGGGCAGCUCACUUAUCCCCCUCCAUGGGUGUCCUCCGUGGCCACGGUGGUCUACCUCAGGGGGCCUCAGGGCCCAGGGUGGAGGUCCAGUUGCAGGAGGGCGGGCUUCUGCUGUCACCUCGCAUACAGAAGGCACUUGAAGGUGUGCACUAUAUUGCUGAUCACCUGCGAUCUGAGGAUGCUGACUCUUCGGUGAAGGAAGACUGGAAGUAUGUGGCCAUGGUCAUUGAUAGGAUAUUCCUCUGGUUGUUUAUCAUCGUCUGCUUCCUGGGGACCAUCGGACUCUUUCUCCCUCCAUUCCUGGCUGGAAUGAUCUGA